AUGCCAAACAUAUCACCCAAUAAACCUGGCUCUUCUCAAAAUGAGAAUACUCUUUUUAAUGCGGAUUCGAAUGUCUUCUCCAAUGUGACAGAAUUAAGCAAAAAAGACGAAUCUGUUUCUCUCGAAAAAACAUCUGUACAUGGCAGUUCAUAUGAUUUCUAUCAAGAAGAAACCGGUAUUUUUAAUAGGUUUAUCGCGUCAUUUAAGAGGGCUCCUGAUACUACUAGUGAUAGUGGGUCUGCGCAAUUCGAAAAGGACAUUUCAGCUGAAUCGGACAAAAAAUUGAAAAAAAAUAUUAAGCCUAGGCACGUACUUAUGAUGUCGUUAGGCUCCGGUGUUGGAACUGGUAUGCUUGUAGGUAAUGGUAAAGCGCUACAUAAUGGAGGACCUGCAAGUCUUGUGAUUGGCUAUUCGAUAAUGGGUACAUGCUUAUACGCAAUUAUACAAGCCGCCGGUGAGAUGGCUGUUUCCUACAGCUCUCUUGUGGGUAACUUCAAUGCAUAUCCUUCCCUACUGAUUGAUCCAGCCCUCGGAUUUUCUGUCGCUUGGGUUUAUUGUUUACAAUGGCUUUGUGUUCUACCACUUGAACUUGUCACAGCAUCGAUUACAAUCAAGUACUGGACUACCAGUAUAAAUCCUGAUGCAUUCGUGGCUAUUUUCUACACCUUAAUCGUUGCCAUUAAUUUUUGCGGAUCCAAAGGUUAUGCAGAAGCCGAUUUUUUCUUCAACAGCUGUAAAGUAUUGAUGAUCACAGGAUUUUUUAUUCUUGGAAUUAUUAUCAAUUGUGGUGGUGCAGGAGACAGUGGUUAUAUAGGUGGCAAGUAUUGGCACAAUCCAGGUGCGUUUUCAGGCGACAGAGCAAUUGAUCAUUUCAAAGGUGUGGUUUCCACGUUGGUUACAUCUGCGUUCGCAUUCGGGGGUACUGAGUUUGUCGCCUUGACCUCUGCCGAGCAAGCAAACCCUAGGCGUGCUAUCCCAUCUGCCGCCAAACAAGUUUUGUACAGAAUUGUGUUCCUAUUCCUGGGUUCGAUCACUCUUAUUGGCUUUUUAGUGCCAUAUACCUCUGACGAGCUCAUGGGUUCUGGCGAUGCCGCCACACACGCAUCCCCUUAUGUGAUCGCUAUCGCAUCUCAUGGUGUCAAGGUUGUUCCUCACUUCAUCAAUGCGGUCAUCCUGAUUGCAGUUCUUUCCGUUGGUAACUCUGCGCUAUUCUCCAGCUCACGUUUACUGCUGUCGUUGUCACAACAAGGUUACGCACCUGCCAUCUUGCAGUACAUUGAUCGCGAAGGUAGACCGUUGAUGGCAAUGCUAGUUUCAUGCGUUUUUGGUAUGAUAUCGUUCGUUGCUGCCUCGCCUCGAGAGGAAACGGUGUUCACCUGGCUAUUGGCUAUAUCUGGUCUGUCGCAGUUGUUCACGUGGUCGGCUAUCUGUCUCUCUCACAUUAGACUCAGAAGAGCAAUGACUGUACAAGGUAGGUCCCUUGGAGAGUUAGGCUAUAAAUCCCAAACGGGGGUUUGGGGCUCCAUUUAUGCCGUGUUUGUGAUGUUCCUGAUUUUGUGUGGUCAAUUCUGGGUUGCAAUCGCUCCUGUUGGAAGUGACAAAUUAGAUGUCUCCAAUUUCUUUGCAAAUUACCUCGCGAUGCCUAUCCUAAUAGUCCUCUACUUUGGCUUCAAGAUAUGGAAGAAAGACUGGAGAUUAUAUAUUCCGGCUGAUAAAAUCGAUUUGCAUGCGCACAGAAAAAUCUUCGACGAAGACAUUCUAAGACAAGAAGACAAUGAAUACCAAGAAAAAAUAAAGAGUUCCGGCUGGAUCAAGAAAUCCAUGAAUUUUUGGUGUUAA
Messenger RNA from Lachancea fermentati, 1839 nucleotides. NCBI's taxonomy places the organism in Eukaryota, Fungi, Ascomycota, Saccharomycetes, Saccharomycetales, Saccharomycetaceae. The record is from the annotation of a GenBank genome assembly.